Molecule: messenger RNA, 1945 nt
Organism: Salvelinus namaycush (lake trout)
Lineage: Eukaryota; Metazoa; Chordata; Actinopteri; Salmoniformes; Salmonidae
Product: zinc finger protein RFP-like
Exons: 2
Molecular function (GO): protein binding; zinc ion binding
Source: RefSeq, a predicted model, not a curated record
AGUGACUUUAGUCCUGGUUUAUUCAACACUGUUUUAAUCAAUAUGACAAUCAGUUACAGUUCAGACAUGUAAAGGGUUAACUGUUUCAGGAAGAGAAUCACACAGCAGUAUCUGGUGGGGAGGAGCAUUACUAACGUCACUUUGUUGAACUGAAACUGAAGUAGAGAGACGUACAGUAUAUUGUUUACGGGUCCAAACUCUCCAGCACUUCAGAACUCUACUAAAUAGCUACAUGUUCAGACUACACGCUGACUCUCCUACCCUUUGACACCACAAACAGAAAGGACAGAGAUAACAAAAACAUACAGAUAUGGCCACCUCCAGCAGUCUUCUGUCUGAAGAGCAGUUCCUGUGCUCUAUCUGUCUGGAUGUGUUCACUGAGCCAGUCUCUAUUCCAUGUGGACACAACUUCUGCAAGGCCUGUAUCACAAAGUACUGGGACAGCAAUGUCCUGUGCCAGUGUCCCAUGUGUAAAAAUACAUUUGAUAAGAGACCAGAUCUAUUUGUCAACACUUUAAUUUCUGAGAUGGCUGCUCAGUUCAGACAGACAGUUGAAGUGAAAACUACCAGCAGCCCAGACCAAUGCUCUGCCAUAAUUGUGGAAGUGUCCUGUGACAUCUGCACUGGGAUGAAGCUCAAGGCCCUGAAGUCCUGCCUGGUGUGUCAGACCUCUUACUGUGAGACUCACCUGGAGCCUCAUCAGAGAGUCGCAGCCUUAAAGAGACACAAGCUGAUCAACCCUGUGGAGAACCUGGAAGACAGGAUGUGUAAGAAGCACGAGAGACUCCUGGAGCUGUUCUGUAGGACUGACCAGAUGUUUCUUUGUGUCUUGUGCUUGAAAGCAGACCACAUGACUCAUGACACUGUCCCUCUAGAGGAAGAGUAUGAAGAGAAGAAGGUUCAGCUGGGGAAGACUGAGGCAGAAGUGCAGCAGAUGAUCCAGGAGAGACUGCAGAAGGUUCAGGAGAUCAAACACUCAGUAGAUCACAGCAAGAGAGAGGCAGAGAGAGAGAUAUCAGACAGUGUAUAGGUCUUCACUGAUCUGGUGCGCUCCAUUGAGAGAAGCCAGGCUGAGCUCAUUGAGGUGAUUGAGAAGAAGCUGAAAGCAGCAGAGAGGCAGGCUGAAGGGCUCAUUAAAGAGCUGGAGCAGGAAGUCACUGAGCUACAGAGGAGAAGCACUGAGGUGGAGCAGCUCUCACACACUGAGGACCACCUCCACCUCCUCCAGAGCUUCCCAUCCCUCUGCACCCCUCCAGACACCAGAGACUGGUCUGAGAUCAGUGUUCACAGUGAUCUGUGUGUGGGGACUGUUAGGAGAGCUGUGUCUCAACUGGAGGAGACACUGAAUAAAGAGAUGGAGAAGCUGCCUGAAGUCAAACUGAAGAGGAUUCAGCAGUAUGCAGUGGAUGUGACUCUGGAUCCUGAUACAGCAUAUCCCUCUCUCAUCCUUUCUGAAGAUGGGAAACAGGUGAGAUAUGGAAACACAGAGCAGGAUCUCCCAGACAAGCCAGUUAGGUUUUCCAACUGUCUCUGUAUCUUGGGAAAGGAGGGCUUCUCCUCAGGUAGAUUCUACUAUGAGGUGAUGGUUAGGGGAAAUACUGACUGGGUUUUAGGAGUUGCCAGAGAGUCCAUCAUCAGGAAGGGGGGUAUCACACUAAGUCCUGAGAAUGGAUACUGGACUGUGUGGCUGAGGAAUGGAGAAUACAUGGCUCUUGCUAAUCCCAAUGUCCUGCUCUCCCUGAGAGAGAAGCCCCAGAAAGUGGGGGUGUUUGUGGAUUAUGAGAAGGGUCAGGUCUCCUUUUAUGAUGUGGAGGCCAGGUCUCAUAUCUACUCUUACACUGGCUGCACCUUCACUGAGAAACUCUAUCCAUUCCUUGGCCCUGGCAAUGAUAAAGGUGAAUACUCUGUCCCUCUGAUCAUCUCUCCUGUCAAUCACACAGAAUGA